AUGGCUUGCUCACCAUCUCUCUCAGAAUCCCUCAGAUUCAACCUCAUCUCAUGUGCUUCAAGUGAUCCUUGCAACUCAUCAAUCUUGAUGCUUUCAAGAUCCUUCGAUUCCUCUAUGCUCGAUGCUGUCCACGGCCACAAGGGCUUUCCUCUUCCUCUCUGCCACCUCACACUCCCACGAUACACCGCCACCACCACCAAAACGCGCCUCAGGGGCGUCGUUUUCGACAUGUACCGUGCUGUCCUCGGUGACGAUGAGUAUCGCCGCAUCAAAGCCCAGAGCCCCUCCGGUAUCGACAACUUGUCUCAUAUCGACCGAUGGCUUCAACACCAACAGCAACAGGCCUAUGACACCAUCGCUGAUUUCAAGCGCCAAGCUCUUCUUCAUCUCCAAAUCAUGCCUGGUGCUGCUGACCUUUGUCGCCUUCGGGGAUUGAUUACACGCAAUGUCAAGUCUGCUGUUGAUAUAUUUCAUGAACGAUUUGGGAUUACAUUUUCUCCGGCGUUAAGCAGGGAAUUUCGUCCUUACAAACCUGAUCCAGCUCCACAGUUGCAUAUUUGUUCUCUUUGGGAAGUUCAGCCAAAUGAAGUGAUAAUGAUCGGGGAUAGCCUUAAAGAUGACGGAGGGGAUCCGAACCUAGCAGAAGUUAACACCGUUCCUCAACCAGGAACAACAGAUGAAGCAGCUUCUAAGGCUGAUGAUGAUGGCUCAUCAGUGGUUUAUGUCCACAGUGAUGCAACCUAUUGUAAGAAAUUGAAUAAAGGCUGCGCUGCUGGAAUUAUACGGAUAGCAGAGGAAACUUUCUGUUUGGAUUCUACAUUAAAUUAG
This is a messenger RNA of Lotus japonicus, 828 nucleotides long. Its product is annotated as haloacid dehalogenase-like hydrolase domain-containing protein At2g33255. The record is from RefSeq and is a predicted model, not a curated record. The transcript is spliced from 5 exons. The coding region runs from base 1 to 828 and encodes 275 amino acids. NCBI's taxonomy places the organism in Eukaryota, Viridiplantae, Streptophyta, Magnoliopsida, Fabales, Fabaceae.